ACCACAGAGAGUCAGAACAGAAGAUUGAUGAAAUCUAAACAGUUUUUUUUAUAGAAUCGCCAAUUUUAUCUGUAGAAAGGUCUGUCCUAACACUGCUAAAAAGCCUUAAAAACUUGCUUAACCUACUCAAAAAAAAAAGAAAUCAAAAUUUGCAAAACUUUUUGGACCCACAACAAGAACCUAGAAACAUAAUCAACCUCAAUUACCCUUCCCAUUGAAAUUUAUUUGCACUUUCUUGACCUUCAACUCUGUGACUAUUUAAACAACAGACAGAGUGACCAAACCAACACAGUAGCCUAUGAACUCUUUUUAGCUCAUGCAGUAGCACGAACCCCAAGAUUCUGAGACCGCUUAUAGAUUUCUUCGCUACAUUGUCCUUUUUCUCUUUCUUUCUCCCUCUUUUCUCUGUUUGAGUGAAGUGCUCAUUUCUCCAGGUCGACUGUUUGCACUUCACAGUCUUUAAUGGUUGAUAGUAAUCUGGCCAGAAUUUAGCUCUCUUUUUUAUCAAACCCACUUCAAUUCUGCUUUUUAACAAAUACCCAGAAAUUGGUUUCAGAGACUGUUAGCUGAUCAGUAAUGAAGAGAAAGCGGUUAGAUGAAUCUAAGCAUCCAUUUGAAGCAUAUCCUUUUGAGGCCUGGUACAGCGGCUCAUGGCAGAGUGUGGAGUUCAUAGAGAUUCGAGAUGGGGUUAUGACCUUACAUUUUGCCAAUAAUCAUCAUUUGAUUGAGGAGAAGGGUCCUCCCUCGAAUUUUCGUGUAAAGUCGAGGCAAGCAACUGUAUCUGAUUGCACUUGCUUUUUGAGGCCUGGAAUUGAUAUUUGUUUGCUUUCAACCCCUGAAAAUGAAGAAAAUUCAGAGGUAUGGACUGAUGCUAGAAUAAAUUCUAUAGAAAGGAAGCCUCAUGAACCUCAAUGCGAAUGCCAGUUUUUUAUUAAACACCAUGUUAACCAAGGUCCUCUUGGAUCAGAGAAAGUAAAACUUAGUGAAGAGAUUGAGGUAGUAGGAAUAGACCGAAUUCGCGUCCUUCAAAAGCUUGACAAAAUUCCUUCUGAAGGUCAAUUCUACCGUUGGGACUCCUCUGAGGACUGCUCCACUGUACAAAGAACUAAAUUGUUUAUAGGAAAGUUCUGCUCUGACCUUACAUGGCUAGUUGUGGCAUCUGUCAUGAGGCAAAUUGCAUUUGAUGUGAGAUCAGUUCAAAACAAAAUUGUUUAUCAAAUUUUGGGCUGUGAUGAUGAUUGCUCUUCGAUAAAGCCAAAUAAUCAUUUGAACGCUUUAAGUUUCAAGGUAGAGAAUGAUAUUUUAACACCACUUGUCCUCCAAUUUGCUCCUACUGAGGCUGAUCCUGCUCCUGACAUGUAUGGAGUGGAUUCGGACGAAGCAUACAGUGUUAAGAACUUGCGGCGAUCUAAGCGUCGAAAUGUCCAACCUGAGCGUUUCCUUGGCUGUGAUCUGCCUCCCGGGGCAGAUGUUGGAUGGGUUCGAUCCAUGCCAUACAAACCAGAGAAAUGGAAGGAAGAUGAAAUGUUCUUACCACUUUCUUUCCUAUUUGGUCAAAAUGCAAGUUCUUCUCCAGAGAAAAUAGAGGGAGAAAUGGGAGUAAGUACUCCUCAAAUAGACUCUCUUGAGGACCUCCCUCUUUCCAAACUAAAGAAGAGAUCAAGGGAGGUUAAAUGGGGCACUGUUAACAGAAGGGAACAUAAAAACGAACUUGCUAUAGUUCCUAUCCCUGCUGAAAGUGAUUCAGAACCUUUUGAAGAAAUGAAUUCCCCUGAAAAGGAUCCUGGAAAUGAUUCACGAGAGACCAUUAAUGAUUUCUCAUUCAGUUAUUAUAGAAAAAAAGGUUCUCCAGCAGUACGAAAGAAGAAUUCUUAUGAAUUAGAUGAUAUGGUGGUUGAGACUACUAGAUGGAAGGGAAGACCACCAAAGACGAAUUUUCAUAGUGGCGGGUACCGGCGUUCUAUACCUACAAAGAGGGGUGAUGCUGGUGAGCCACUGAAAUAUAAGAAGACAACCUUAAGUGCAGGGGCAUACAAUAAACUCAUAAAAUCUUACAUGAAGAAUAUUGAUUCAACACUCAUGUCAAAGGAGGAACCGGAUAUUAUUGACCAAUGGGAACAGUUUAAAGCGAAAAGGCACACCGUGCAAUCUGAUAAAAAAGAACUAUCACCAACUGAGGAUGAUGGUGAAGAAUCUGAAACUGAAAUGUUGUGGAGAGAAAUGGAGUUAUCUUUGGCAUCAGCUUAUCUUCUUGAUGAACAUGAGGUUCGAAUUACGACUGAGACUAUGCAAAAAUCAAAUGAAAAUUGCCAGCAUGAAUUCAAGCUUGAUGAAGAAAUUGGGAUUUUAUGCCACUUAUGCGGCUUUGUAAGCACUGAAGUAAAAUUUGUUUCAGCACCAUUCGUGGAAUAUGUAGGCUGGACUGCAGAAAGUAGGCCAUGCAUUGAUGAAGAUUCACGUAAUCCAGGAGAAGAUGAGGGCUUAAAUCUUUUUGGGAAGUAUGUUGCAGCUGAAAACAUGUCUUUCUCAGAGGAAAACAAUAAUGUAUGGGCCUUAAUACCUGAUCUUAGGAUGAAAUUACAUUUGCACCAGAAGAAAGCUUUUGAGUUCUUGUGGAAAAAUAUAGCCGGGUCAAUUAUUCCAGCAAAUAUGGAGAAAGCAUCCAGGAAGAUAGGUGGUUGUGUUGUCUCUCAUACUCCUGGAGCUGGAAAAACUUUUCUCAUUAUUGCGUUCCUUACUAGCUACUUAAAGUUGUUUCCAGGAAAACGGCCUUUAGUCCUUGCCCCUAAGACAACACUCUAUACGUGGUACAAGGAAUUUAUCAAGUGGCAAAUUCCUGUCCCUGUUCAUCUAAUACAUGGUCGCAGAUCCUAUCAUAACUUCAGGCAGAAGACAGUUGCAUUCCGAGGAGGUCCAAAACCCAGUCAAGAUGUUAUGCAUGUUUUGGAUUGCUUGGAGAAAAUUCAGAAGUGGCAUGCACAACCAAGUGUUCUUGUCAUGGGUUAUACUUCAUUCCUGACAUUAAUGCGUGAAGAUUCAAAGUUUGACCACAGAAAAUAUAUGGCUAAAGUGUUACGGGAAAGUCCAGGACUCUUGGUACUAGAUGAAGGGCACAACCCAAGGAGUACUAAGUCAAGGUUAAGGAAAGUCUUGAUGAAAGUCCAAACGGAUCUUAGAAUAUUGCUUUCAGGUACUUUGUUUCAAAAUAAUUUUUGUGAAUAUUUCAACACGCUGUGUCUGGCAAGACCAAAGUUCAUAAGAGAAGUUCUAAAGGAGUUAGACCCAAAGUUCAAGAGGAAAAAGAAAGGGGAGGAAAAAGCUCGCCAUUUGCUAGAAUCCCGAGCAAGGAAAUUCUUCUUAGAUAUUAUUGCAAGAAAAAUUGAUUCAAAUACGGAUGAAAGAAUGCAGGGAAUUAAUAUGCUAAGAAAAAUUACUAGUAGGUUUAUUGAUGUGUAUGAGGGGGGACCUGCUGAUGGCCUUCCAGGUUUACAAAUUUACACCAUAUUGAUGAAUUCGACAGAUAUACAGCAUGAGAUUUUGGUGAAACUCCACAAAAUUAUGUCUACAUAUCAUGGAUACCCACUGGAAUUGGAACUUUUGAUAACUCUUGCAUCAAUACAUCCUUGGCUGGUCAAAACUUCUAACUGUGUUAACAAAUUUUUUACUUGGGAUGAAUUGGUGCAAAUUGAGAAGCUGAAGUUUGAUUUCAAGAAAGGGUCCAAAGUGAUGUUUGUCUUGAAUCUCGUGUAUCGUAUAGUCAAAAAGGAGAAGGUUCUAAUCUUCUGCCACAACAUUGCACCCAUUAAUAUAUUUGUUGAGUUGUUUGAGAAUGUCUUUAGGUGGCAAAGGGGUAGAGAAAUUAUGGUCCUGACAGGGGACCUCGAGCUGUUUGAACGAGGAAGAGUGAUGGAUAAGUUUGAGGAACCUGGAAGUCCUUCAAGAGUACUUCUUGCAUCAAUCACAGCUUGUGCUGAAGGAAUUAGUUUGACGGCCGCUUCGCGAGUAAUCCUAUUGGAUUCAGAGUGGAAUCCUUCCAAGACAAAGCAGGCUAUUGCGAGAGCCUUCCGGCCAGGUCAACAAAAGGUGGUCUAUGUUUAUCAGCUCCUUGCAACUGGUACACUCGAAGAAGACAAGUAUAGUAGGACAACAUGGAAGGAGUGGGUAUCUAGUAUGAUAUUCAGUGAGGCAUUUGUGGAGGACCCUUCUCGAUGGCAAGCAGAAAAGAUUGAAGACGAUGUGUUGAGAGAGAUGGUGGAGGAGGACCGCGUUAAGUCAUUCCAUAUGAUAAUGAAGAAUGAGAAGGCUUCAACAGGAUAAUGAGAGGCUAGUUUUUCUAUAAUAAUGAAAUAUAGUCUUGAAGCUGCUUAGGGUUGCUGGACACUGGAAGAUUCCAGUAAUUGCAGCAAUGUAGGUAAACAGCAUGAAUCUGCUGAAGUAGGCCAUAUGUUCAUGGUAAGCUCUCUGUCCGGCUAUUCAGUUGUCAUAGCAAUUUCCAUUCUCUGCAAAAAUAAUUACUAAUAUCUUAAGUCUAGUUGAAUAACCCUCUUACUUUUCUUUACCAAUUUUUUUUUGGUUAAGCAUUAACCGUAAUUUACCAUCUUUUAGAGGGAAAAUUCAUUCAGAGUAUCUUUCUCAAACAUGCCUUCAUCAUAAAAAGCUCCUCGAUUUUUGGGAAAGUAUAGCAAAUGAGAUCUUAUUAUUAUUGGAAACUUUAUUUCUCAUCUUAAAAAGUUGAAAUAUUGGAUGAGACAAUGCUGAACUUCCUGAGAGUAGAAUCUUUCAGGAACUAAUUCUUUCCAGAGAUUUUUUUUUUAUAGUAAUGGGUUGGUGUUGCCAUGAACAUAUCUUUGCAUCUAUUGCUGUUUGUAAUUGGACACAGGAACAUGGAAAUAACUGCUUUAUCAACAA
Ricinus communis (castor bean) is the source of this 4908-nucleotide messenger RNA. Its product is annotated as SNF2 domain-containing protein CLASSY 1. NCBI's taxonomy places the organism in Eukaryota, Viridiplantae, Streptophyta, Magnoliopsida, Malpighiales, Euphorbiaceae. Gene Ontology annotation, molecular function: ATP-dependent chromatin remodeler activity; chromatin binding; ATP binding. Gene Ontology annotation, biological process: gene silencing by siRNA-directed DNA methylation. The record is from RefSeq and is a predicted model, not a curated record. The coding region runs from base 577 to 4317 and encodes 1246 amino acids. The transcript is spliced from 7 exons.